UCAGUGAUGGCGGCUUCGUUUCGUUCUCUCCCUGCAAGCUGUAACAACAAAUGGUACUACAACCGACAACAGAUCGACAACAGCCCAUCUCGGCGAGCUGGACUUGAUCCGGACAAAGAACUGUCCUACAGACAACAGGCGGCCAACCUGCUGCAGGACAUGGGACAGCGGCUCAAUGUGUCCCAACUCACUAUAAAUACAGCCAUUGUGUACAUGCAUCGUUUCUACAUGGUCCAGUCAUUCACCAGAUUCCACAGAAAUGUUAUUUCUCCAGCUGCUCUCUUCCUGGCUGCAAAGGUUGAGGAGCAGCCGAGGAAGCUGGAACAUGUUAUCAAGGUGGCUCAUGCAUGUCUCAAUCCUCAGGAUCCUUCUCCAGAUGUACGCAGCGAUGCCUACCUGCAACAAGCCCAAGACCUGGUCAUUCUUGAGAGCAUAAUACUCCAGACCUUGGCAUUUGAAAUCAUUGACCAUCCACAUACUCAUGUUGUCAAGUGCACUCAGCUGGUCAGAGUUGUUCCAGCGAGUAAGGAUUUGGCUCAAACAUCAUACUUUAUGGCCACAAACAGUCUGCACUUGACCACGUUCUGCCUGCAGUACAGUCCGCCCGUCGUGGCCUGCGUGUGCAUCCACCUCGCCUGCAAAUGGUCCAACUGGGAGAUCCCCGUGUCGACAGACGGCAAACACUGGUGGCAGUACGUGGAUCCUACGGUUACCCUCGAGCUGCUGGAUGAGCUCACACACGAGUUCCUGCAGAUUUUGGAGAAAACACCCAGCAGGUUGAAACGGAUCCGCAACUGGAAGGCUGGAGGUCAGACGCCAAAAGCCAAGCCCAAAGUCCAGGAGGACGGCGACCAGAGGGACGCCAUGAUGAGCAUGAUUUCUAUGGCUUCAUCAGAGAGCACUGUGGCGGGCCUCAUGAGCCUCUCCGCUCCACCCACCACUUCUUCUUCCUCUUCCUCUGGCGGGGAGAAGGACAGAGGUGCGUCCGGCAGCGCUCAGACCUGGAGUGGGAAGGGUCAGCCGGCCGUGUCCGAGCAGCUGCAGGCGAACAACGAGAUCCACGUCCCGGCUAAGGUGUCGCUGAGCGAGUACCGCGCCAAGAACGCCGACGUCCUGGCCGCCCAGAAAAGGAAGCUGGAGAACAUGGAGGCCAGCGUGAAGAGGGACUACGCCAAUGCUGCUCAGGCGCUCAUCGGGCAGCAGCAGAGGAAGGAGAAGCAGCAUCAUCAACAGCAGCAGCAGCAGUCCAGCUCUUCCACCUCCGACACGUCUAACCCGUCGCCCAUUAUUUUAAAAAUCCCUCUGGACAAGGAGCGGCACGAGAGGAGUUCACUGAAAAUGCGUCUCCCCCUCGCCGGAGGAGGAAGCGGUGGGCACAGCGCCGGCUCCCGAGGACAGGAGCAGGACAUCAAAGUGAGAAUACGAGUGCCCGAGAAGCAGAGGGGCAGCUCAGGAGAGGAGGGCAAGAGCAGGGACAAGCACAGAGAACGCUCCAACCACCACCACCAUCAUCAUCACCACCACCACCAUUCUUCCUCCAGCGGUGCCUCGCUCUCCUCCCACAAACACUCGUCUGGUUCCAGCGGGGCGUCCGGGAGCAACAAAAAAGUCCCGAGCGACAGGACUGGCUCCUCGUCCGCCUCGCGCAAGAGGACGCACUCCCAAGACCCCACAGCGGGCUCUCACCCUGCUGGCAAAGUCAGCAAGUCCGCUAGGAACACCUACCAGCUGCCGUCCCUGUCUUCCUCCUCUGGACAAACUCUGGGGCCCAGUGGGGACAUUCUCCCCGCACUGAGCCUCCCCCACCACCAGGGGAGCUACCCGCACUCCAAAGGCGACAAGACGGACACGAACGGGCACGGGGCCGCAGCGGGGGCUCAGUCGAACGAGUACCAGGAUACUUUUGAAAUGUUGAACUCGCUUCUGAGUGCGCAGGGGGUCCAGCCGGCACAGCCGUCCAUGUUUGACUACAGAUCCCAAUACGGGGACUUCAGGUACAGCGGCGGCUCUAGAGGGAGCAACUCCAGACCCCCACCCCUGCCUUCAGAACCUCCUCCCCCGCUGCCGCCAUUGCCCAAAUGAUUUCCCUGAGCAGGAGACGCAUUAUGAUUUUACUUGACAUCCAUCUUGUUACAUUAAGUAUUGUAAAAAUUCUCACCCAGCAUUUUUUACAGCAGAGAAAUGUACUGAUGAGUUUUUUUUCUUCUACAGUUCACGUGAGGGGCAAUAAUGAGACGCUUCAAAAGCUCUCCAAAUGUGAUUUUUUUUUUUUUUUCUUUUUUUAAA
Molecule: messenger RNA, 2286 nt
Organism: Labrus bergylta (ballan wrasse)
Lineage: Eukaryota; Metazoa; Chordata; Actinopteri; Labriformes; Labridae
Gene: ccnt1
Product: cyclin T1
Biological process (GO): positive regulation of DNA-templated transcription, elongation; regulation of transcription by RNA polymerase II
Cellular component (GO): cyclin/CDK positive transcription elongation factor complex; nucleus
Molecular function (GO): cyclin-dependent protein serine/threonine kinase activator activity
Source: RefSeq, a predicted model, not a curated record